AUGGCCACCGAGAGCGAACGCUUCGCACUCGCGCGUGCAGCACUCGGCGAUGACCCCUCCCGUUCAGCACCCGCCCUGUUUGCCUAUGGCUCACUCAUGAUAGACGAGGUUAUCGCAACCCUGCUGGACCGUGUGCCUGGGAAUGAGCCCGCAAAAGCCCCGGGAUACCGCGUGUCUCAGCUCCCGGACCAGUCAUACCCGGGGCUCGUUCACGACGAGUCUUGUGAGGCUCAUGGUCGCAUCUAUUGUGGACUCGGCCCCAAAGAGUGGGCAAUCUUGGAUGCUUUCGAAAACCCUCUAUACGAGGUGCAGGUGGUGACACUAGCGGAUGGACAGAAGGCGCUGGCUUAUGUGUGGACCGUGGAUCUUCUAGUAGGGGCAGCGGGGUGGACAACUGCAUCCAUGGACGGUGCUGUACUGGAGGAGUACUUGAGGUGGACGAAAGCCUGGCGCGAGGACUACGACGGGGAGAUCAAAGCAUCCUGA
Messenger RNA from Diaporthe citri, 486 nucleotides. RefSeq lists its product as uncharacterized. The coding region runs from base 1 to 486 and encodes 161 amino acids. The transcript is spliced from 2 exons. Lineage: Eukaryota; Fungi; Ascomycota; Sordariomycetes; Diaporthales; Diaporthaceae. The record is from RefSeq and is a predicted model, not a curated record.